AUGAAUGGAAUUGACUUGCAAAUCUUCUUAAAUGAGCGUCAUAAGGAUCUUGAUACAUUGAAAGUCGAAGUGCAGAAUGCUCUCAAACUCUUAUCAGAUCCUGCCAAGCUUGUCUUGGAUGCAAUGCAAGGGUUUUAUCCUCCCCAUUUGAAGAAAGGGGAUAUUGAGUUUGAAGUGGAUGUUGUAAGGAAGAGCUGCAUUAUGUUACUGGAACAAUUAGCAAAUAUGUCGACAGAAAUUAAACCAACCACAAGAAAUGAAGCAAUGAGCCUAGCCUUAGAUUGGAUGACAAAAAUGAAGCCUGAUGUUGACCACUUCUUAGAAGUUCUGGCAUUUUUACAGCUUUUGGCUGCAUACAGGUUGGCCUCGGCUUUUGAUGUCGAUGAACUUGUGAUUCAAUUUGGUGUUAUUGCUCACUACAGCCAAGUUCGAGUACUAUUGCAAAACCUUGGUUUUGCUGAGAAGAUGUCUGGUGUUAUUAGAAAACUACUUGAAAAUAACUGCCAGGCUGAAGCUGGUAGCCUUAUUUCUGCUUUUGAUUUGCAUUCUGAGUUCCUAUGGACGACCUCACCAAAGGACGAUCAGGUAACCGGCUUGGGUCCUUCACUUGAAGAUAAAUCUACAGCAUUUACUGACCCAGCUAUCUUAUUCUCUUUCAAUGCUCCCUCAAUCCCUUUGGUCUCAAGGACUCUAUCUGGUGCUAAACUUUCAUGGUCAGAUGCAUGUGCAUAUAGUGAUCUCACUGAAUAUCCCGAUCUCGGUCCUGAGUCUGCUUUAAAUUUACAUGUACAGCAGCCAGAAAGGCUAAGUUCACAUGAACCGCAGCUAGAUAGGUUAAAUAUACCGGCUCAGCAGCCAGAUAGGUUGCAUAUUCCUGAUCAGCAGCCAGAAAGGUUGAACAUACAAGAUCAACAGUCAGAAAGGUUAUCCAAUGGCAAUGAUCAAGCCAUCUGCAACAUCAAGUUUUACGAAAAGGUUCCUUUGCCCUCGAGAUCAGCUUUUGUCCCCGGAUGUCUCAAAAUAAACGGCAACCUUUUCACGGCAGUGUGCAGUAAAAUCAAAGGCAACCAGUUACGCUGCCGUGAGAUUUCAGUUGCCCUUCAACGUGCAUCUGAUCCCACAGAGUUCGUUUUAGGUAUAGUAAAGAAUCCGUCCUCUCUGACCUUGCAGAAGGGAUGUGGAGCAGUCGGAUUAGCUUCUCCACAACAUGGUCCGUUGUUAUUGUUGGACCUCCUGCGGCGAAUGUCGCCCCAUGUUAAUCAAGAUGUGGAGAGAGAAGCCCUUAGCUUUGCAAGGGAAUGGAGACCUAAAUUUCCGAAGCACCUGAGCAAUCCCCUGGAACCUGUUUGUUUCUUGCUGUUUCUAGCUGCCUACAAAUUGGUCUCCUAUUUCGACCAAGACGAGCUUUUUAGUGUCUUUGGUAAAGAUUCUUAUUGGUGCCAAAAUGGGACAAAACUAUUCGGACUUCUUGAUUUCAAGGAUCUUAUCCCAAAGUUCCUCGAGUACCUUAUGAGAAAUAAGCUGCCUCUAGAGACUCUGCAUUGUAUCAAAAUAUCGAAUUUGCUUGAGAGUUCCCCUUCAGCAAGGACCGCGCUGAAGAAUUACAUGCACACAUGUCCAAAGAAGUUGCGUGGAACUGAAGGCACUGAUGAGCAGGUCGUAUCCAUUGGCAGAGAGCUGAAUGUAUGGAAACCAGUAGCUGAAUCCAUCACGGACCAAACCUUGGCUGAGUGCUUUAGAGAUCACAUUUCUGUCCUGGAGAAGAAACUUCAAGCGCUGAAGAACUCUGAACCCGUUCCUGGCGAAACGCCAUCAGUGCCUGAAUUGUUCGACUACCAACAACAACGAGAAGUUCCCGUUGCUGCAGUAAAACCUGCUUCCGUGCCUAUAUUUUCCGAUGACCAACAAGAACAACCUGGUAAGCGACGGCAGCGACAGGGCUCCGGUGCUCGAUGUAAGCGUCGUAGGAUGAGUGACAUACGAAACGGACUUUGUAGUGCACCGCCAUUGGUGUCCAACACGAAGCUCCGGCUGCCUCAGCUGCCUGUGCCUUUGACAGCACCGUUUAGACCACCUGCUGCUGCUACCGUUGUUUACCCGAACCAAUUUUAUGGCUUCCCUGGUCACUGGUAUCCACUGAUACCGUAUCGCUAUCAUGGCCAUGGAAGGUAAAGCGACGUCUUUAUGAUUCCGGUUACGUUCUUCUCAGAGUUUUAAAUAGAUAGUUUUUUCUGUGGUUGUGAGCGUUAGUCCUUGCAGGUUGCAACCAACAGGGUUUUUUUGGUUGCGUCAAAAUGAUUUUGCACUCUACAGAAGGGAAUCGCAAAUGUCAUUUUGUCAAUACUUUUUUACCACUCGUACAAAUGGACUAACUGAAGAAAUGUUUUUAGCACAUGUAGAG
This is a messenger RNA of Linum tenue, 2401 nucleotides long. The record is from the annotation of a GenBank genome assembly. NCBI's taxonomy places the organism in Eukaryota, Viridiplantae, Streptophyta, Magnoliopsida, Malpighiales, Linaceae.